This is a messenger RNA of Penicillium nucicola, 2520 nucleotides long. Its product is annotated as PSP1 family protein. The transcript has 3 exons. Gene Ontology annotation, cellular component: cytoplasm. The coding region runs from base 1 to 2520 and encodes 839 amino acids. The record is from RefSeq and is a predicted model, not a curated record. NCBI's taxonomy places the organism in Eukaryota, Fungi, Ascomycota, Eurotiomycetes, Eurotiales, Aspergillaceae.
AUGGCUGCGCCAUCUCACAGACCAAUUCCAGCACAGUCGUCCCCGCCGCCUGCUGCGGCGACUGCCUCUGCUAUUCUCGAGAAGACUCACCCUGGCGUGCGCCGCUCUACCCCCGACUCGGAUGCGCUUGCUUCUUCAGAUGACGAUGGAGACCAUGUGGGCCAAGCUCAGAACAUAAUCCCACCUAGUACCCGACCACCGGCCCGCCGAACCUCGUGGCUGAACGAAGUACCACUUUCAGCACAACGCAAACACUCCCUGCCGGGCGGUCACCUUUCAUCUGCUCCUUCCAAUCCUACCAGUCCUGCCACAGAACAGGCCCCCUGGGCGACAAACACAAGCCCCGGAAUUCCUGGCUCGUUCGGGUGGAAUCAAGCCGGCGGAAGCUCUUUCCCCUGGACUGGUACAGGCAUUUGGAAUACUGAAUCACGAAAGGAACCCCCAUCUCGCUUGUCUGAAAUGGUCCCUUCUCCCACUAUGACGAACCCGCCUCCCGUGAGCACCAUGCAAGAUGACAUGCUGAGCCCGAUCACUCGCACCAUUUCUGGUGAAUCUACUAUUCCAUUCUCUAUUCCGCUACACCCUACUCCUAAAACCUAUCGAUCCCAGUCCUAUUCUGUCGGCCAGAUGGAUCCUGAGUUCCUUGGCCUGCCCGGGAAGAAUGGCGCGGGCGCUGGUAAUGGUCAAUUUGCGGGUCGCUCGCGCGCACCAGGGCAGAUGUCAGCUGUUCAGCCUCGGACAUCACGUCCCAGUGUUCUAGGCGAACUAGGACACGAUCCUGCCAUGCUUGGUCAGGUCCGCGAGGACGAUGAUGGCGACGAAAGCCUCAACGGCUCUGACGGUGAUAUGAGCUAUUCGGCUAAUCAGGCCCGAAGGAUCGAGCAGCUGGCACGCGAGAACGCACUCUUGCGACAACAAGCAGCAGCAGCAAAUCAAACAGACAACAGAUUCCGUGAGCGUGCUGGAUCAGCUGUAUCUCUUGGUGGAGGAGCUCAUUCAUUGCAUCGCAUUAGAGGCGGUGUCCCAGAGGAAGACUUGGCUGUGGAGGAUCUGGGAGUACUGCGCGAUCUCUCUGAAUUUAACAUGCACGGCAACAAUAGACGUCGCUUCUCUGAACAUUCGCCCCAACCAGAAGCGCCAUUUUCAUCCAUCGCUCCCCCGCUUGAGAACCGUGCUCUAGAAAACGUGCGCAAGGCUCACUGGCAGACUUCUCUCGGCUUUGGACGGAUGGCCGAUAUGCCUCAGAGCCGUCGUCACUCGUUCGCGGAUAUCCCGAUUCGUCAUGGUUCUAUGGGGUCGGUUGAUGUCCUUAACUCUGCUGCCCCGCGCGCAGCGAUGGGAGAUCGUGAUGAUACUUAUGGAGUCAAUGACUACGCUAAUCAAUCGUACUAUCCCCGUGAGCAGACAUUGCGUGGCGAUGGCUCUUCGGGCAUCCCUACUACUCUCAACCAGUACGCCAUGGGUGCAUAUGGCCGUCAGCAACCCGCGUUGUCCCACGCACAUCAACAUCAGCUUCUAUAUCUCGUCACGUUCAAGUGUCACCGCGCAGACGUUUUCUAUAUCCAAGAAGACACCGGUCUCCAAGUGAAUAAGGGCGACUUGGUUAUUGUUGAGGCAGACCGGGGCACAGAUCUGGGCACUGUUCAACAUGCCAACAUCUCCCUCCAAAAGGCCCGAGAGAUGAAGCAACAAUAUGCCGAAGAGCACUACAAGUGGCUUAUGAUGUUUUCUCGACAGGGUCAGCUUGAAGGUUCCAAUGUCACAGCCCCCGCAAACCCAAAUGCUAGAAGUGCCACUGGUGGCAUGGGUCCUCACGGACCACAUAGUGUGCAGGAGCCUACAGCCGAACUCAAGCCUAAGCUCAUCAAGCGCCUGGCGCAGCCCCACGAGAUUCUAACUCUGCGUGACAAGGAAGGAAACGAGGCCAAGGCCAAGCGUGUCUGCCAGCAAAAGGUUGUGGAGCAUCGUUUGAACAUGGAGAUUCUGGAUGCUGAGUUCCAAAUGGACUGGAAGAAGCUUACGUUCUACUACUUUGCGGAUUCAUAUAUCAACUUCAACUCGCUAGUUACAGACCUCUUCAAAAUCUACAAGACUCGCAUCUGGAUGUCAGCCAUCAACCCCGCUUCAUUUGUGACUCCUCCAACCCCUGGUCUACCUGGCCCUGGCCCUGGCCAAAUUACCAACCCCCUCUAUACCCAAGAGAACCCUGACCGUCGUCAUCAACAUGAUGGCAGACAGUAUGGAGCGCGCGACCCUGCCGAUACAACCCGUGACAUGCAGAAUCCAGUUGGCUUGAUGCGUACGGCGUAUGGCGACUCCUACCAACCUUUCAACCAAUCUACCCGCCAACAAGAUUCAUCUCAGUCGGAUCCAUUCGCCCCAUAUGCUUCGAGUGGCUAUGGUCUCGACGGAGCAUUUGAUUAUGGCUCCGCUGGUGCUGCAUCAAACAGUGCCUCACGCAUGCACCCGGGGCAGGGUGAAUGGGUCGGCCGAUUCCAAGGUCUAUCCCUCAACUCCUGA